CAUUGAGUGGAAAAGUCUCCAUUGAAUCCUAUGCAAGGCUGGGAACUUCUAGAAGCGAAGUUAGAGGACCCCCUGUCAUAGCAAGUAGCGGGCUUGGCAAUAGCUCCACUUUACGACGUCAAGCCUUCAACCGAGCAUUCGAGUGAGACGAGCUUCAUCGUUGAACCAGUCUUCAACAGAUUUGCGCCAACUCGAGUCGUCCUUUCAAUUGGCACAACACAGGAGAUGUUUGUUGUGAUACGUUGAGCCACCUCGUCCCACAGCCAUUCAGCUCGUACAUCUGUUCUCGGUUUCCGUGCAUUGCCGUUCGUUGUUGCCUGUUCCAAUGUCAAUGUGCUGCGAUUGCCCCUCAAGCUUGAAGCUAUCCAUAUAACUUUGCGAAGCACCUGCUGGGAUACCCUAAGCCACCUUCAUCCACGAGGAGAGCUCGCCGACAAUGGCUUUCCUAAUCCUUGUAAUUGGGGACCUCCACAUACCCGAUCGUGCUCUCGACAUCCCACCGAAGUUCAAGAAAUUACUAUCCCCAGGCAAGAUAGGCCAGACACUAUGCCUCGGAAAUCUGACCGAUAAGCACACCUACGAAUACCUGCGCUCGAUAGCGCCCGACCUGAAGAUCGUCAAGGGGCGCAUGGAUGUGGAGGCGACUUCGCUGCCGCUCUCGCAAGUCGUGACCCACGGCUCGCUGCGCAUCGGCUUCAUCGAGGGAUUCACGCUGGUAUCGACGGAACCCGAUCUGCUGCUGGCCGAGGCGAACAAGCUUGAUGUUGAUGUGCUAUGCUGGGGAGGCACGCACCGCUUCGACGCCUUCGAAUAUAUGGACAAGUUCUUUGUGAACCCAGGGAGUGCGACGGGUGCGUAUACAACGGGCUGGAAUAAGGAGGGGGAGGAUAUGGUGCCGAGCUUUUGUCUCAUGGAUGUACAAGGCAUUUCCCUCACACUUUACGUCUAUCAGUUGCGGAAAGAUGCCAAUGGGGCAGAGAAUGUGGCUGUUGAGAAGGUCACAUAUACGAAGCCAGUAGAGUCGACAGGGAAUAUAUGAUGAAGAACGAGAAUGGAGAUGAUUGAGUAACGCAGUGCCCCUACUUAGCUAGAGGCAAGAUAGCCGGAUAGAGUUACUAGGAAACGAUUGUGAGGUUGGGCCAACAAAGCUGCCUGAGGCACCAGUCAGGCAUUGAACCAGUGAAAAUAUCGGACCGAGUCGUGGCCUCAUAAGCUGUAAUGAGUGGCCAAUUUUUCAAUGAUUGCCAACCCCUAAUAUAUCCUUUGUUACAUGGUAUAGGGGGCGGCUGUCCUUCGCGGACCGACAAUAUCGGGCAGGAAAGAUGGAUGAAGAACACUGUCCCGCAUUCCUGACCUGCCUGCUUGUUUUUCUUCUUGUUUUCUCGCUUCGUUUGUCUGAUUUUAGUUUAGUUCUCAAUUGUUUUUUUACUAUCAAUGAAUUGUAACUUAUACUAAGAAUCACCAGGAGGCGCCGGAGGGAGA
This is a messenger RNA of Pseudomassariella vexata, 1482 nucleotides long. Its product is annotated as vacuolar protein sorting-associated protein. Gene Ontology annotation, cellular component: endosome; retromer complex. The transcript has 3 exons. The record is from RefSeq and is a predicted model, not a curated record. Gene Ontology annotation, biological process: retrograde transport, endosome to Golgi; intracellular protein transport. NCBI's taxonomy places the organism in Eukaryota, Fungi, Ascomycota, Sordariomycetes, Amphisphaeriales, Pseudomassariaceae. Bases 437 to 1039 code for a protein of 200 amino acids.